AUGACAAGCCGUAACUCCCAGCAUUCCAAUCCCUAUCGCAGUCCCAAUAACAAUGUAACCGCCAAUACGUCUUCCACAUCCCCAUCCAGACGCCCACCAACGGCCAACACGGCCAACAAACCUCUCAACAACGACUUCAUGCAAAGCCUCAUCCGCGAGACCCGCGCCCGCGAACCAACGCGCACCACGCAGUCCCAAACCACCCAGGGCGCUCCCACAGGCGGCCUCAACGACAUCCUCAGAAUCGCACGCACCUCUGCCCCCCCAGCCCACGCACGCAACCCAGCUACACACAACCCAACGACAACAGUCAACUCCGUCCUCAACAGCCUAGGCGACGAGCUCGCGACCGGCUCCGUUGGACGAUCCAUCUCCUUACGCCUGCGUCCCACGCUAGGCCGCACGGUCGACGGCCUGCACGGCGACCCGACGCGCGGGUUCCGCAUGCUGGAGAGGAAAUGCGCGGAGAACAACGUCAAGGGCGACAUGCGGAGCCAGGAGAAACAUGUCCGGCGUGGCCAACGGCGGAAGAACGUCCGCAUCCUCAGGUGGAGGAAGCUGUUCUUGCAGGGAUUCAAGGCCGAGUUGGCGACCAUUCAUCGCAUGAGGAGGCAGGGGUGGUAG
Cladophialophora yegresii CBS 114405 is the source of this 624-nucleotide messenger RNA. RefSeq lists its product as uncharacterized. NCBI's taxonomy places the organism in Eukaryota, Fungi, Ascomycota, Eurotiomycetes, Chaetothyriales, Herpotrichiellaceae. Gene Ontology annotation, molecular function: structural constituent of ribosome. The transcript has a single exon. Gene Ontology annotation, biological process: translation; mitochondrial translational initiation. The coding region runs from base 1 to 624 and encodes 207 amino acids. Gene Ontology annotation, cellular component: mitochondrial small ribosomal subunit; ribosome. The record is from RefSeq and is a predicted model, not a curated record.